This is a messenger RNA of Vigna umbellata (rice bean), 1472 nucleotides long. The record is from RefSeq and is a predicted model, not a curated record. Lineage: Eukaryota; Viridiplantae; Streptophyta; Magnoliopsida; Fabales; Fabaceae.
AAUUUAAAAAUGGUAAUAAAUACUGUAAAAAUUUUGGAACGAAAAAUUGGCAUUACCCGCUUUACUUUCUUGUCGUGGAAGAUCGUAGCUUGAUGAACGCAUUUUGAUGGAUUCGAUCCCAAGCUUUGAAGGCCUGAAUUCUCAGGUUCCCAAUUUGCGGUCUUCUUUUUCAUUCCCUUCUGAGCCCCCUGAUGUUGGGAAUUGGUUCUCUAGCUAUGAGUAUCAGUCUCCCGACCCGGAUUCGAAUUUUAGAGUUAAAGAUUCUGCUUUCACGGAAAACGAGUCUCAGGGAGAUGGUGAAGAAGUUGUAGAAGAAAAGGUUAGGAUUCGAGGUCUACGGCCUGAUAGGGACAAUGUAGGUCAUGAAGAAGAGGAUAAUCAUAACGAAGAACAGUGCAUGAACAAGAAUCUUGGACCUUUCAGUUCAUGUUCACUCCUUUCUGAGCCUCCUGACAUCAGAAACUGGUUUUCCAGCUAUGUUUACGAGUCACCUGAGUUUGAUACAUGUAGUAUUUUAAGAGAUGAAGUUUCUGAAGAGAACCACUGUGAGAAGUUUGAUUUUAAAGUCGUGAAAGCAGACGGAAGCAAGCCUGCCAAUGGCUACUUGAAAGGGUGUGUUGAGCACAAUGACUCCUCUAAUAAUAAAACAAAGGGUGAUGAUUGUGCUGAAGUGAAGAAAAAUUCAACUACAGUUGACACUCAUCAGAAAAAGAUUUUGCAGCCAUGCAGGCAAGUUAGAACAAUGCUGCAGCAUAAACAUGGUCCAACUAAUUACAAGGAGACGUUGGAUUUGAAUCACACAAGGCCUCAGUACGAUCGAGAAGGACAUCCAAUGUCACUGGAUACCGAUAAAAGUGCUACGAAACCUCCUAAGCUGCUGCAUAAGAACGAUUCCCAAAUAUCAAACACAACUGAUAUCCAACCUGAUAACAAGCUUGACUUGAGUGUAACUGCAACUAAAACCUUCUCAACAAGAACUGCAGCCUGUACAAACAAUAAAGAAAAUGACGGCUUUGUGACAACAAGGAAGAAAAUUUUCACAGGAGGAAACGAUGAAAAUUGUGGGAAGAAACCUGAAAAGAUAUUGUUAGAGCGGUCAGUAAGUACAGUAAAAAUUCCAUUGCAAUGUGGUGUUACAAAGAGAAAGGCAUUAACAGAAUCAACAAAUGUUCAACUAUAUGAUGACAUAGGGAUAACAGGGAAAUGGCAAUGCCCACAGAAACGUAAACCUGAUGUUGGGCCAGCUAUGAAACAACUUAGGCUCGAGCGCUGGGUUCGUAGAUUAUGAGACCUGAGAGAAACAUUAUUCCAUGAAACAACUUUUUCAUGGUUAGUGUUCUAAGGUAGAUCGAUUAAACACCAGAUAAAAACAUUUGAUUGCAUUAUGUAUGAUUUCCAUUCUGUUAUUAUACUUAGUAUUUAAGUGUGACUGAAAGUUUCAAGGGUAAAAUUAAUAAAAUUAAAUAUCGUAU